Molecule: messenger RNA, 1216 nt
Organism: Monomorium pharaonis (pharaoh ant)
Lineage: Eukaryota; Metazoa; Arthropoda; Insecta; Hymenoptera; Formicidae
Gene: Polr3F
Product: probable DNA-directed RNA polymerase III subunit RPC6
Exons: 4
Coding region: 124-1026 (300 amino acids)
Biological process (GO): transcription by RNA polymerase III
Cellular component (GO): RNA polymerase III complex
Source: RefSeq, a predicted model, not a curated record
UAUCUCUACACUUUCCUUACACCCACUCUACCUGGUUCUAGUCCUUUGAGUAUAUAUACAUCAAAGUUCUAGUCUAAUUAUUUUACAUACAGCAGUGUAGUGUAGCAUUUUACGCUUAUUAUAAUGGAAGUAAAAGAACAGAACGUAAAUACCACCACGCAACAUAAUUUGGAGCAAAAAAUAAUUUCUCUUGCACGAGAGAGACCUAAGGGUAUUUCUGACAAAGAUUUAGCUGCCGAAAUACCUGAUUCAAUUAAACGAGCUCAAAUAAUAAAUAAACUUCUAUCUCAAGGGUACUUUGAUCUUUUUAAACAAGGAAGCUUAUUGUAUUAUCGCUUCAAAGAUCCAACAAAACUUGCUAAAUGUGCUGAUAAUGAAGAAAAGCGAGUAUAUGAAAUUAUCGAAGAAGCAGGAAAUAAAGGAAUAUGGAUGCGAGAUAUAAGAUUUAAAACUAACUUGAUUCAUACUCAACAAUUGCAAAAGAUUUUAAAAAGUUUAGAAACUAAAAAGUUGAUUAAAGUUAUUAAACCUGUAUCAGCGGGUAAGAAGAAAAUGUAUAUGCUGUACAAUUUAGAAGCAGAUGAGUCUGUAACAGGUGGUGCCUGGUAUCAAGAUCAAGAUUUUGAAACGGAAUUUGUUGAUGUGCUGAAUCAGCAAUGCUAUCGAUUUUUGGAGCAAAAGAAGGAAAAGGUGAAAAACUGUAACACUGGACCUAUUGCUGCAAGAAAUAUGACGUUUGCUUCUUCUGAGGAAGUGUGGAAAUUUAUUUCAGAUUUAGGAAUAAGCAAGGUCACAUUAUCUAUAACUAACAUGGAAAUGAUUUUAAAUACAUUAGUUUAUGAUGGUAAGGUUGAACGGACAUUCACAGGAGAAGGAAAUAAUUUAUACAGAGCGAUUCAACCUUUACUGAAUCCACCUGGAUUAAUUAGAACCCCUUGUGGCCUGUGUCCAGUGAAAAAAAAAUGUCAUGACGAAGGUCCCAUUACACCUAUCAAAUGUCAAUAUAUUAAAGACUGGCUUGAAUAAAUAUUACCAAAGUAUUCAAAUAUUAAUAAUAUGUAUUUAAUUUCUGUUAGUGUAUUUAAGCUUCUCAUCAAGCAAAUAAAAAGCUUUCCGUACAGCACACAGUAGAUUGAAACAUAAAAACCGAGCACAAGAUAUCGCGCUUUUUUGAAAAUUGUGUAUAUCUAGAUAUUAAAUAUAUUUAAAAUGAUUA